AAACCGCAUGGAAUGAAGCCAAUUGGUGGCGCGAGUGAGGCUCACGUUUGUUUGUCAAUUACCGGCAUUUGGAAAGGAAUCAGGUUUCCAUUUUGUCACAAGCGCCCAUUAGUUCCGUGCUAGACCGCGUGUGUCCAUCAAUUCAUCAUCAUCGCUUCCAUGCGGUUCUCGUCGCUGGUCUGCCGGAUGCUGCGCAAAUAAUAGUCCUUUUACAAAGUGUUUCAUUGCUAUUAAUUCCAUCACGCACUGAGAGCAGCCCUUAAGCCGCGAGUGCUUCACCAACGUCAGUGCAAGGAAUCGUACGACCGGCGCCGUUCAGGACCGUGAUAGUGGCCGCUGGCUCAUCAGUCUACGCGCAGCGUUGAAAGUGAAAGAAGGUUCCGAACGAUAUCUCCACGGUAUCACCAGCAGCAGCAGCAGCAGCAGCAGCAGUAUGGCUAGUGGUAAAAUAGCUCUCGUCAGUGUCUCGGACAAGUCCGGUUUGGUGGAGUUCGUUAAGCAGCUGAACGAUCUCGGCCUGAAGCUGGUAGCGAGCGGUGGAACAGCGAAAACGAUCCGCGAUCAGGGGCUCCCGGUUCGAGAUGUCUCCGAGAUAACCGGUGCACCGGAGAUGCUGGGUGGACGAGUGAAAACCCUGCACCCGGCCGUGCAUGCAGCCAUCCUGGCCCGUACCACUGAGUCCGAUCAGCGCGAUAUCCGGCAGCAGGCUUACGAGCUGACCCAGAUCGUCGUUUGCAAUCUGUACCCGUUCGGGUUGACCAUCUCGAAGCCCGACGUAACGAUAGCGGAAGCGGUGGAGAACAUCGACAUCGGUGGCGUGACAUUGUUGCGUGCGGCCGCGAAAAACCAUCAGCGUGUGACGGUCGUCUGUGAUCCGAAGGAUUACGGGCGGGUGGUGGAGGAAAUUCGUACGCAUGGUGACACGACGGAAGCAACGCGCCAAGUGCUCGCCCUCAAGGCAUUCACGCAUACGGCCGAGUACGAUGCACUCAUUUCCGAUUACUUCCGCAAACAGUACGCGGCCGGUGUGUCGCAGCUGAACCUGCGGUACGGUAUGAACCCGCACCAGAAACCGGCCCAACUGUACACGGCCCUCGAGCGCCUUCCGCUCAAGGUGGUCAAUGCAUCGCCAGGUUUCAUUAACCUUUGCGAUGCCCUGAACGGGUGGCAAUUGGUGCGCGAGUUAAAGCGGGCCCUGGGGCUACCCGCUGCCACCAGCUUCAAGCACGUGUCACCGGCCGGUGCUGCCGUCGGCGUUCCAUUGACGGUCGAGCAGGCGAAGCUCUGCAUGGUAGACGAUAUGCUGGACAGUCUGACACCGCUCGCCACGGCUUACGCACGUGCCCGCGGUGCCGAUCGGAUGUCAUCGUUCGGUGACUUUGUUGCCCUGUCCGAUACCUGCGAUCUGGCCACGGCAAAGAUCAUAUCGCGCGAAGUGUCCGAUGGUAUCAUUGCGCCCGGUUACACCGAAGAAGCGCUCGAGGUACUGCGCAAGAAGAAGAACGGUUCGUACUGUGUGCUGCAGAUCGAUCCCACGUACGAACCGGGCCCGGUUGAGCGCAAAACGCUGUUCGGUUUGCAGCUGGAGCAACGCCGCAACGAUGCGGACAUCGGUAAAGCCCUGUUCACGAACAUUGUGUCGAAGAGCAAAACGCUACCGGAGGGUGCGCUGCGCGAUCUGAUUGUGGCCACGAUCGCACUCAAGUACACGCAAAGUAACUCGGUCUGCUACGCCAAGGAUGGGCAGGUGGUCGGUAUUGGGGCCGGACAGCAGUCGCGCAUCCACUGUACCCGGCUUGCCGGUGAUAAGGUGGACAACUGGUGGUUGCGGCAGCAUCCGCGCGUUGCCUCGAUGCAAUUCCGGAAGGGGGUGAAGCGGGCGGAAAUCUCGAAUGCGAUCGACAACUACGUCAACGGGACGGUCGGGAAGGACAUGCCGGUGGCACAGUUCGAGGCGAUGCUCGAGAAGGUACCGGCAGCGCUGACGCAGGAUGAUCGUGAUCGGUGGAACCGCGAGCUGAAGGGUGUUUCGAUUGGUUCGGAUGCGUUCUUCCCAUUCCGUGAUAACGUCGAUCGAGCGGUGCUGAGUGGCGUUUCGUAUAUUGCUGCACCGGCCGGUUCGACCAACGAUGCGGGGGUCAUUGAUGCCUGCAACGAACAUGGCAUCGUCAUGGUGCACACCAACUUGCGGCUGUUCCAUCACUAAUCAAUCAAGGAACUCCAAGGGCCAUCUACAAACAAACAAACAAAAAACAUUUAAUAUACAUUUCUUUCUUUCCAUUUUUAUGAUUCGUAAAAAAAUCGAAUUUCCAUUUGUUUCCGUUGUUCUUUGAAAGAAAAUGAUUUCGUUAUCUAGGGUCUAGCAGCUUCGUAAUCUGGGCUUCGUGGGACUGGUACAGUUUGUUUCAUUCUUCGUAUGGCUUUGAAUCGAAAAUUGUUUCUAUCACCUAGAAAAAGAAACGAAAUUAAAUAUCCAGUGGCCACUUGUUAUUGAACAUAGAAUGCCCGCUGGAAGUGACAUGCUUUUCAAUCUGCAUCUGCUCGUCAAUCAUUCAUCUCCUGGAUUGGUGGCCUACCAUAGCAACUCGAUAGACCGAUUGGAGAUGACCUUUCUUUCAAACGGGUUGCUAGAUUGUUGCCGGUUCCGUCGCUCACUUGGUUUGUGUGAGCACUAGCCUACUACUAUGGGCCCACUGGUCGACCAGCACCGAAGGAUCAAAUUUCAAACCGCAUCUACCCA
Anopheles aquasalis is the source of this 2740-nucleotide messenger RNA. RefSeq names its product bifunctional purine biosynthesis protein ATIC. The record is from RefSeq and is a predicted model, not a curated record. Gene Ontology annotation, cellular component: cytosol. Gene Ontology annotation, biological process: 'de novo' IMP biosynthetic process. Gene Ontology annotation, molecular function: IMP cyclohydrolase activity; phosphoribosylaminoimidazolecarboxamide formyltransferase activity. NCBI's taxonomy places the organism in Eukaryota, Metazoa, Arthropoda, Insecta, Diptera, Culicidae.